This is a messenger RNA of Cercopithifilaria johnstoni, 651 nucleotides long. The record is from the annotation of a GenBank genome assembly. Lineage: Eukaryota; Metazoa; Nematoda; Chromadorea; Rhabditida; Onchocercidae.
AUGACUUUUGGAAAAAAUUUGCUAAUUUUUGCAAUUUUCUGCAUUCUACAACAUUUUGCUUAUUUGAUCGAAAUAUCAGAAGAUGAAAGAAAUUAUCGAAUUAAACGUCAAUGUGGAUGUUGUUCAUGCAACAAUUCUGGAACAUCUUGUGCAUGCUCAUCGCCAUGUGCAUGUGCUGCUAGUAAUUAUGCAACCGGUUAUGGUUAUGGUAAUAUGGGAUACGGUGGUAAUGGUAUCAAUUUUAAUGCUGGAUAUAAUGGUUAUGGUUAUGGUUAUGGUAAUAUAGGAUAUGGUGGUAAUGGUAUUAAUUUUAAUGCUGGAUAUAAUGGUUAUGGUUUUGGUUCCAAUCCAGAAAAUUUAUACACUACCUACGGUCAAUAUAAUCCAAUUGCUUAUGGUAGUAAUUACAAUAUGGGAAAUGGAUGUGGUCUAGGAGGAGGAAUAGCUUUACCAGGAGGUUGUGGUGCAAGCAAUAUGUUUCCGUAUAAUUUCGGUAGAGGUUAUAACGGCAAUUUUGAUACCAGUAAUACCGGAUACAUUUAUCCACAAGUAACCAGUUGUUCAACAGCAUUUAAUACACGUUGCUAUUGUGGAACUGGUUAUUCACCAUGUAAUAAUGGUACUUUAUGUUGUAGGAAUGGUACUAAUUAA